This is a messenger RNA of Nanorana parkeri, 6027 nucleotides long. It is a transcript of the gene RP1L1, whose product is annotated as retinitis pigmentosa 1-like 1. The record is from RefSeq and is a predicted model, not a curated record. The coding region runs from base 1 to 6027 and encodes 2008 amino acids. The transcript is spliced from 3 exons. Gene Ontology annotation, cellular component: axoneme. Gene Ontology annotation, biological process: photoreceptor cell development; intracellular signal transduction; retina development in camera-type eye. Lineage: Eukaryota; Metazoa; Chordata; Amphibia; Anura; Dicroglossidae.
AUGGCCGAAGCUUACCCGUCCUCCCCAGGUAGUCCGGAUCGGCCCCUGCCACCGGUGGCUCGACCUCACGUGGUCUCCGAGGUGACCCCAGCCAAGAAGAUAACCUUCUACAAGAGCGGAGACCCCCAGUUCAGCGGAGUAAAGAUGGCCAUCAGUCGGCGCAGCUUCAAGAGUUUUAGUGCCCUUAUGGACGAUCUAUCGAACAGAGUCCCUUUGCCGUUCGGAGUUCGGACGAUCACCACCCCUCGAGGAACUCAUAAUGUAAACAGACUGGACCAGCUCCAAGAUGGAGGAAGCUACGUAUGCUCCGAUAAAAAAUACGCGCAGCCCAUGGCUGGGCGUAAAGUGGGCGCUCACAAGACCAGCCGCCCAGUCAGCGCCCGAAAACCGGGACAGCAGGAUGAGCCGGAGGAGGAGUUCUCCGCCGCUCACUUUCAACAGGUGCCGAAGCUGAGGAAGAAGGUGGUUCUGGUGAAGAACGGAGAUCCAACUGUUAGACGAUCCGUCAUUCUAAACCGCCGCAACGCACGCAACUUCAAGACGUUCCUGGAGGAUGCUUCCGAUCUCCUGCAGUUUACUGUGCGCCGGCUCUACACCGUGGAUGGGAGGAGAAUUGAGACCAUACAGGGCGUUCUGCAGUCCCCCAGCGUCCUGAUCUGCGCCGGCAGAGAGCCCUUUAAACCCAUCCAGACGGAGAACGCGCGCAAAAGUAUCACCGAGAAGUUGCCGGGUAUCCAAUCUCAUCACACCACCGACCACAAAAGUGAGAUCCGGGACAACAAGAAAAAUGCAAAUUUUGGACUUAAAGCCAAGAAGAGUGUGAUUCACCCACGUUCUGCAUCAAGCAACAAGACCAGGUUAUCCCUGUCGUCCGAAAAAUCCGAUCCAAACGGGCUAAACAUGUCGCCGGCAAACAGUGGCUUUGCGUCUAAUUCCAACACAUGUCCGAACGGAAAAUCCGAGGACACCAGCCACUCCCUGAUCAAUGACGACAUCGAAAAGAAGGUUCACGUCAACAAAGAUGGCAGCCUGUCGGUGGAGAUGAAGGUGCGUUUCCGCUUACUCAACGAGGAGACGCUUCAAUGGUCAACACAGAUAAAGAAGUCCAGCACAACGGGCAAGGCAACAUGUGAACAGCUUUGUUUGUUUGAUGAAAAUGGUAAAAAAGAGAUGAACCCAGACACCUUCUCUGAGACGGACGAGUCGUUUUAUCCAUGUGACGGCGACUCGUACAGCUCAAAGCUUAACGACGCAGAGUUAGACAUGUACUGUGCCAACUGUGGCAUGCAGUGUCAAGAUUAUGACAUCUGGAAGAACCCCAUGCAUGCCAACCCUCAAGAGGACAAUGCCAAGAGGGCAACUUGGCAAACUCGAUCAUCUGCUUCAAGCGCUUCCUCACACCACAAAUUAGUGUCUGAUCAAAAAGCCUCCAUAGACAGCCUCCGCACCAUGUCUUCUGAGGAGUACACAGAGCACGUUGUCCACAAAUCCUCUUGUUAUUCUGAAACUCGAGAAAAUGGAGAAACGACGAUAAGAUACUCAAGAGUUAGUCGGUGCACAAGUCAUAGUAGUCAAUCAACUGCAGCUUCAAAUGUGGAUGCAUCCUCAGAUACAGGCAGGCAGAAGACAGGUGACAGCCAAAACAGGUCACGUUCUAGCCGCAGGAGUCAAAUGUCCUUGGAGAACCAACAGUCACAGCGUUCUGAAGGACACCUGAAAAGCGAAAGGGGAAGCAUGGAAGACUGCAGUGAACCACCUCCCACACCUUGUUCCGAUGGCGAAAACUGUAGUCCAAGAGCCAGUAGGGUUUCAGAGUCACUGCAAUCCAGAGCAAGUCAGAGAAGACUAUUCAAGCGAGACAGCGCUAACACCAAGAGCUUCGGGUCAAAUAUCAGUUACAAUGAAAAUGAAGAAAGAGACGAAACUAAAGCAGCACUUAUGAAUAUGCGAAGUGUUUCCACUGAAACAGGAGUGUCUGGAGACCACUGCAGUGAAGCAUGUGAAGAGCAACCAGUGACCACAAAUGAACUUAUAACAGAAGAUCAAGAAAACGGCGGACAUACAGCCCAAGAUGUCCCCUUGAAAUCCAGCAAAAGUGAUUGUGACAAGUGUUCCUCAAGGGCAAGCUCUCAUUCCAAAUCUUCAGCUAGAAGAAGAGAGAAACACAGAAGCUGUAGCCAAAACGGUGAUCAAGGUUCCCGCAGUUCUCUCCACUUGUCUUCCAUUUCAAACCAAAAUGGCGAAAAAAUAUUGAACCACCAGGACAGUUUAGAAAACGGUGAGGUUAUUAUUGCUGAUAACAGAUCUGCCUCUUCUAAAUCACAUAGAAAACCCUACGCAGCAAGUCGAGGACAAAGCUUUCAGUCUAACCGGUCGCACCAAACAAUGUCACCAGUAGGAGAAGCAGCUUUGCCCCAGGAGCAAGUAGACCAUGAAGUCACAAUCCAAGAGGAUAGUUGCAAUGAAUCUUUAAAAUCUCACUGCACCAGAAAAUCUGAAGAAUGCACAGGCGCUGGCGCUGAUGGAGAUGGUCGGGCAAGCCUUCCAGUUUCACGGCCAUCAAGUAAAUCUCAAUCCUUCAGCUCGAAAUACAACAAUGUAAGCUGUACGGAAAAUGAAAAAAACUAUAGUGAUAGUUCGAGAGUGUCGUCAAGGUCUGAGAAGAAAGGCAAAUCGGUCGUGUCCUCUGAAAUCUGUGAUCGCAGUUCUUCAAAAGACAGCGACAGAGCCGUGUCCCAAAACAGUCAAGAUGGGGAGAAGCUAAAUGGUCAGAAAGAAAAUUCUGAAAGGUGCAGCAGCUUAUCGGCUUCGGAGACUCCCUGCAUUCACAGCCCCUCACCUCCAAAAGAAAAACCAGUCAAAAGACAUCUGCGAUCCGCUCACUAUAAAUAUUCCAGUAACAGCCUGAACAGUGACCCAAUGAGAAACAUUAACGGAGAUAAGUUAGAUAGCUCACGAGCUUCAACUCCUGCAUCAAAGGGGUUGUUGGUGUCUAAGGCUAGCAUCGAGACCUGCAAAAUGCUAAAAAAUUCUGUUUCCAAAAAUAAUAGUACAGAAGAUAUUCACAAUACCAAAAAACGUAAAAACAGCUCUAGUUCUUCAAAGAGAAAACUCAAAGUCGAAUCUUUAGAUGCAGAAAACAAUAAUGAGCUUACACCAUCUGCCCUACCCAAUGUUUCUCCAGAAGAAGUUGUGAACGAAUGGCUUAAAAGGAUUCCCUCAGAGACGAUGGUUGUUGAGUAUGACGUUGAAGAAUGCCAGAAAAAGGUUGUUAUGGAUGUCGAAACUGAAUUACCAAAACUGGAGGUUGAGGAAAAGGACAACGGUGAGCUGAAUGAGGUCUCCACGACGGAAGAGCAAACAAAGGACCGGACUGACAAGGAGGCGACUGAUGCGCGUUGUACCGAUAAUGACAAUAAUAAAACAGCGGACGCAAACUUGUCCGAUAAGGAAGAAAUCGAUGAGCCCGAUUUGUCAAAUAACUCGAAAACUAAUAAUGUGAAAGACGAGGCAGGGACUGAGGACUGUACCCGUGACAAAAAGUCGUUACCAAACAACAUACAUGCUUCUGUGCAAAUAAUGAAAGCCCUUCUGAAUCCAUUCCAGGAAUCAAAACUUGACCGAUCAAACAGUUUACCAGAAGUAUCACAAACCAUGGGAAGAAAGCUCAGUAACUCUGCACAGGUCCUAAUCUCAUGCCUUGCUGGUCUUCAACUUCUAAACGAUGGUCCAACAGAUCCUACAAAAAACUCAAAUGACUCAAAGUAUAUUGAGCUUUUAAAUAUUUUGCAGGCACUAUGGGCAGGAUGUCCAACCAGUAAAAGUAUAACGGAUCCUAAGUCUGCAAAGCACUAUUCCCGAGAAGAUGAGUUGACUCCAGUUUCAUCCUCUGGUGUUGACAUCAACAGUGGGUUUGGUGGAUCGGGUGAUGGUAGUAUAACUGGUGGAGCGGAUGGUACUGCAACUGAAAAAUCCGCAGUUAAGGAAGUGGAAUGUGAUGCCAAAACCGUGCAAUGUUGUGGUGAAGGGCCGGGUUCUUCUGGAGACCAGGAUACAGGAAGUGGUCAAACAGCCACAACAGAGACUACUGAUGCUGGUUUUGAUGAGGCUAAGUCUUAUGUGAUGGAUGAAAAUAUGAAUGAAAAAAAGAUAGACAGCAACUCUGAUGGAGAUGUAAAAGACUCUAUGAAAGGACAUGGAAGUACUGAUAUAGAAGCUGCAGAGGAACAUGCCAUGAGUAAUAAUGCCACCAUGAAUAUCCUUAGCCAUAGUGGAAACGAAGCGAAAACCCAGACAUCUAACUCACAGGAGAUGAACGAUGCCAAUUCUUCCAGUGACGGUCAGACCACUAUCAUAUCUACAUCUGAUUCAAAUGAGAAAAACAAUCCAACCACUAAUGACCAAACAUUUAAAACGGACCCAGCUUGGGUACUACAGCUAUUGAAAAAAAUUGAGAAGGAAUUUAUGACUCAUUAUGUGGAUGCAAUGAAUGAAUUUAAGGUCAGGUGGAACUUAGAAAAUAAUGACAACCUCGAUGAAAUGAUUUCAGAACUUAAGAAUGAGGUAAGCCAAAGAAUCCAGAGGAGCAUUUCAAAUGAACUGAAGAAAAUUAGGAGUCGAGCUGGAAUUAGGGUGCCAAGGCCCCCCGAUGUUGGUCUGAGGAGCAAGUUUUCUUUGGAAGCAGAAGAAAGGCGAAGACGUUUGCAAACAAUGCACCGAAGGUCCAUGCAUGGUUAUGCAGGUGGCAAUGACAUGGGAGCUGGAACUAAUGAUUCAUGCGAGACUGAUGAAGAAGAGCUAACUUUCAGUGCUUCGUUUGCAGAUGACAGCAGUGGACUAGCAAACGAUGAGUUCUGCCCAUGUGAGAAAUGCAUAAAACAGAAGAGGGCCCAAAAACUAGCAAAGCCCAGGCCUCCUGUUGUAGAUGCCCCUAUCAUGAGAGCAUUUGACCUUCAGCAGAUUUUGAAGAUGAGGAGGGAAAACAAUGAACCACAAAAUGCUGGACAAGAAGCAGGUGACAACGAUGUGGAGGCCACAACUGGAAACGUUUGUCCUGAUGGUCAGAAUGAAGAAGAUGAUGUUGAUGUUGCCUCUCUAUCCUCCAAAGCUGCUGAUGAAAUGACAACACAAUCAGACAUUGUAGGACAAGAUUGUGUAGAUAAUGAGGCUGAAGGCCAGGAGGAGAAAUUAGCUGUAGAAGAAGAUGAAAUAUGUGAAGCAAAUGACCUUCAAUGUGAACCUGCACACGAAGAAGAAAUGGAAAACAAAGACUCCAACACGGAAGAAAAAUCUACUGAAGAUUUGGAUGAUGAAGUAGAAAAUGUUAUUACUGAUGAGCUGAACAAAUGUUCUGCAGGUGCUCAAGGGACAGAGAUGAGCGCAGACUGCCCAGCAGAUGACGACAACACAGCAGUGUGCGAAGAUAACUUGCAAAACCAGAUCGAGGACAUCCACAAUGAUCGAGCUGAGGACUCUGCUCAAGAAUUAUCAUCCGAACAUGAGGAAAUGAAAGAGACUUCUGACCCCGGUGAUGAACAACCCAUCAAUGAUGAUGAUGAUGCUGUAGCAGCCGAGUGUACUCAAAAUGGGGCUUGCCAUGAAGAAAAUGACACCAUGAACCCUGUGAUCAAAACUGAGGAAAACUCUGAAGAGGAAGACAUAGAAGCUGUUGAACCCCACAGUUCACACUUCCGGAGAUCUCGUCUAGGUCAAGCUUCUCUCAUAACACAGAACGGCUCUGCGGAGGAUCUAGAAGGAUGUCAAGAAACAAACAAUACAUUAGGGGAAACCUCACCAAAUGGACAGUCAAAAAGCUCCAGCAGUAAACAUUCCCAGAUGUACCCCGAUAGUUCCUCUGAGGGGGAGGAUGGGGACUCUCCACGAGCAAGCCCCGGUGGUACUAUAAAUAAAUGCGAAAGUAAAGGGCAGCUGCAUAUAAACACCAAUGGAAUCGCUGAGGAUUGUGACGGUAAAUCUAAGAAGCAUUUGGAAGAGGACGUUAUUGAUCAAGAUGACCUGGACUUUUAG